This is a messenger RNA of Temnothorax curvispinosus, 558 nucleotides long. RefSeq lists its product as uncharacterized. The record is from RefSeq and is a predicted model, not a curated record. The coding region runs from base 1 to 558 and encodes 185 amino acids. The transcript has a single exon. Lineage: Eukaryota; Metazoa; Arthropoda; Insecta; Hymenoptera; Formicidae.
AUGCCUGAAGGUUUGGAGACGUUAAGGCAUCAGCGCGGAACGUGCAAGGCGCGUCUUACACAUUUUGAGACAUUCAUAACCGGGUUUAGCGAAAGUGGCGAACCGGUAGAAGCCUUAAAAGCGAAAAUCAAAUUCGUACAAAAUUCAUGGUCUCAAUUUGAUAGAGUGCAAUCGCAAAUCGAAACGUUAGACGGGGAUGAUGCGGAGCGUCCGGUCAUCGAGGAUCGAUACUGUCUCCUUCUUGGUCGUGCUCGUGCCCUCGUAAAUACAUUGACCCGCCCUGCAGGGGCAAAUCGCGAACAUGCAGAUGUUGGUAACGCAAAUAACGGUAUUAAAGUCAAGCUGCCAGCGAUGAACCUUCCGGUGUUCGACGGAAAUCCGGAAAAAUGGCUAGAGUUUCGAGACAGCUUCCAAGGGCUAAUAGAUGGUAAUCGCGAGCUAACAAACAUUCAGCGUAUGUAUUAUCUUAGAUCAUCUCUGAAAGACCGAGCCGCAGAAGUUAUUCAGUCUUUAGAGUCUUCCGCGGAAAAUUACCCGAUCGCUUGGAAUCUCUUUUGA